Molecule: messenger RNA, 369 nt
Organism: Diatraea saccharalis (sugarcane borer)
Lineage: Eukaryota; Metazoa; Arthropoda; Insecta; Lepidoptera; Crambidae
Source: the annotation of a GenBank genome assembly
AUGGUGGAACAAGAACAGAAUGACAAGGUGGAACAAGAACAGAAUGAAAUUAUAGCCAAUACGGAAGAAGAAAAUAAUGAAAAUCGCCCAAAUGAAGAUGACGAUUAUUUAGAAAAUACUGUAGACGCUACUGAAGAUAAUGAUAAUUUGGAAAAUACAGAAAUCCAAGAAGUGGAACAAGGAAAUAAUGAAAUUGUAGCCAAUACAGAAGAAGAAAAUAAUGAACAACCAACUGAGGAUGAUGAUUAUUUGGAAAAUACAGAAAAUCAAGAUGAAGUGGAUGAACGGGAAAAUGAAAUCCCGGCGUACACAGAAGAAGAAACCGCUGCGGAUGAUGAUGACUAUUUGGAAAAUGACGAUGACAACUGA